Molecule: messenger RNA, 114 nt
Organism: Hydatigera taeniaeformis
Lineage: Eukaryota; Metazoa; Platyhelminthes; Cestoda; Cyclophyllidea; Taeniidae
Source: the annotation of a GenBank genome assembly
AUGCUACUUCGCGGCAACUGCGCGCACUGCGUAAUUGAUAUAGCACCGGUCUGUCUGGCUGCUGUGCUCGAUUACCUGGUUGCUGAGUUACUGGGUGUGGCGAGUGGCGUAGCU